Adelges cooleyi (spruce gall adelgid) is the source of this 552-nucleotide messenger RNA. Its product is annotated as cytochrome P450 4c3-like. Lineage: Eukaryota; Metazoa; Arthropoda; Insecta; Hemiptera; Adelgidae. The transcript has 3 exons. Gene Ontology annotation, molecular function: heme binding; iron ion binding; monooxygenase activity. The coding region runs from base 1 to 552 and encodes 183 amino acids. The record is from RefSeq and is a predicted model, not a curated record.
AUGUUGGCUCACCAUCAGGAUAUACAAAAUAAAGUGUUGGAAGAAUUAUUGGCAAUAUUUUCUUCUGGCGACCCAGAUCGACAACCUAUCUAUGAGGAUUUACAAAAGAUGGAUUACUUGGAACGUGUAAUCAAAGAAACUCUGAGACUCUAUACCGUUACUUCCUUGUUUGGCAGAAAAGUCGAAAAGGAAACUGUUAUCGGAGGCUACUUAAUCCCUGCAGGGUCAACGUUCAUAAUUUGCACUCAGCUUUUACACUUAAAUUCAAAUUUAUACCCGGAACCAGAAAAGUUUAAUCCAGACAACUUCUUGCCCGAAGCAUGUCGCAGUCGCCAUCCGUAUUCGUUCCUUCCUUUUAGCGGUGGUUACAGGAACUGCAUUGGUAUGAAAUAUGCAAUGCUCCAAAUAAAAGCUGUCGUCUCAACAUUGGUCAGAUCUUAUCGUUUUUACCCGUCGGAUAAGUGUCCCAAUCCUGAAAAUCUUCGUUUAAAGUAUGCGAUGACACAGCAGUUUGUCGACGGGUGUUACGUUAAAAUAGAAGCGAGAACAUAA